ACUGACAUGUCGUUCAUCACAGCAUUUCGGGAACGAGUUUUCAUUGCAUCUGGAGACUUGAUCCGUACGUUCAGAAUCAGCGAAGAAACUGAAUUGAAGAACUUCAUUAGUUGGUCAAAAAUCAACCCGGAACGGAUUCAAAAGCCUUCCUUCGAUAUUGAAAAAGAAUUGAAAGCUGUUGAGAAAAGAGUGAUUCUGUGUCUCGCUCAUUCCAAUGUCUUGACCACUCAUGGCCGGCGACUUGUUGCAGUUGGAACAAACGAGAAACAAAUCCACGUCUUCGAGUAUUUCGUUAAUGACAAAGGAGAUAUCGUCACAGCGGAACACAUUGUUACCUCUGUCGUUCCAAAAGCUCCAACAGCAAUUGUUUUCGAUAAAGAAGAUGCUUAUGUGGUUGUUGGCGAUCGUGCUGGAGACGUUCACAGAUUUUCGGUUCUAAAUGGAAGUGCUAUUGAAAUGGCUGGAGCUAUCUCUAUGAUUCUUGAUGUUGCAUUCAGUCCUGAUGGAAAGAGACUGCUGAUGGCGGAUAGAGAUGAAAAAGUCCGAGCGCUUAGAUACCCAGCGUGUUCUCAGACCUCUGUCAUUGACUCAUUCUUCCUUGGUCACACCGAGUAUGUCAAAACAUUGGCGGUGCAGGAUAAUGACUCACUAUGGAGUUCUGGAGGAGACAAGAACCUAUAUAACUGGAGCAUCGCAAAAUGUUCAGCUCCUCGUAGAACGCUUGAUCUGUCCCAGUUUGACGCUCCCAUUCGCAAGAUUUCAAUCAAUUUGCAGCACAAGAAAAUCGCUGUCAUUUUCGAGAAAAUUGAGACUGUCGUGAUUGUUGAUCUCAACCAAGAAUCAUUGCAAACCACUUCUGUAUCAAUCGUGGGCGAAUCGCAAUGUCUCGAUAUUGCUUCUACGAAAGACUACUUCGCUGUCCUCGGAAGAUCUACAGUACACCUCAUCGAUCUCAACAAUAUGGAACAAAAGUUUGUACCGAUUGAUGAAGAAUUGACGAUCACACUGACUUCUACCAAUGAUGCAAUUGAUAAUCUCUUCAAAAAUGUUACUCACAAUAACCAGCAAGAGUAUGAGAAACGGAAGGCCGAUAAGUUUGAGCAAAUCGAGAAAAAGAAGAGAAGACUCAAUGAAGACAUUAACGGCGACGAUGGUGAAGGCCCAGGACCAUCAAACUCAUAAGCAUCUAUACUUGCCACACUUUCCACUUUGAAAACAAGCAAUCACGUUCCAUUUCCAGAAUACUCAUUAUAUUUUUUUGUUUAUUUUAAUUGUUAUCUUUGUUGACUGAUUCUCUCCCCCGUUGUUUCUAUAAUUUUUCCGAUUCGAUUCCCAUCACACCACCACUUCCGAUGCUUCUUUCUAUUUCUUUUUUGACACUCAUCUCUAUCAUUUCUAACGGUUUCAUUAAUUCAUAGUUCCGAGUUGGAAGAAUACAAGCUUAAGUAU
Molecule: messenger RNA, 1449 nt
Organism: Caenorhabditis elegans
Lineage: Eukaryota; Metazoa; Nematoda; Chromadorea; Rhabditida; Rhabditidae
Gene: wdr-4
Product: tRNA (guanine-N(7)-)-methyltransferase non-catalytic subunit
Exons: 8
Coding region: 7-1182 (391 amino acids)
Biological process (GO): RNA (guanine-N7)-methylation; tRNA (guanine-N7)-methylation
Cellular component (GO): nucleus
Source: RefSeq, marked reviewed